Messenger RNA from Hyposmocoma kahamanoa, 2672 nucleotides. RefSeq names its product DENN domain-containing protein Crag-like. Gene Ontology annotation, biological process: regulation of Rab protein signal transduction. Gene Ontology annotation, cellular component: cytoplasmic vesicle. The coding region runs from base 282 to 2384 and encodes 700 amino acids. Lineage: Eukaryota; Metazoa; Arthropoda; Insecta; Lepidoptera; Cosmopterigidae. The transcript is spliced from 14 exons. The record is from RefSeq and is a predicted model, not a curated record.
CUCGGUCAACUUGUUAUCUGUACCAAUACUUCAUAAGUUCACUUCAAGGGUUUCGUGUUAAUAACAUUCUUACUCGAAUUUCGAAAUGGAAAUUUGAUUGUCAUGUAUAUGUUUAUUAGUGCAAAAUAAUCGUGACAAAAGUGUAGUUAUUCGUUUGUUGUUAUCCAAGAACAGGUUAUAUUAUUGUAUAAAGUGACCCAUGAAUGGCUUUUGUUUUUAUGUGACCAUGAAAGACUUCUGCUUAUGUACCCUCACGUAGUUCAUAUACAAAGUUGAACAGGAUGGAUGAACGCAGAGUGGCUGACUACUUUGUAGUAGCAGGAUUGCCCAAGAAACCUGAAAUUCUUGAUGAUUCUGACUCUGGACAUCUCAAAGGAUACACAUGCAAAGCACCUAUUACUGAUAUAAGUGUAAUAUUUCCCGGCCUAGGCGAAACACUGCCCAGCGGGUACGAGCUUGUUGACUUAACGCCCACAGGACUACCUGCGGACCUUAAUCAUGGCUCCAUGCGAUCUCCAGAAUGCUACUUGUGCUUUCGAAGAGGAAGGGAUCGACCGCCGCUUGUUGAUAUCGGGGUCAUGUACGAGGGGAAGGAGCGACUUAUGGCAGACGCGGAAAUGGUGCUCAUGUCUGUCGGUGAGCGGUUGGCGAACGUCAACAACUCUACGGCGAAGACAUUUAUAACAUACAGGCGGGCUCACCCCAGUGCCCCAUGCAACGCCUUAGUCGUAGUCGACAUUUGCGUCGUGGUCACAAGUAAGGGGGAAUGCCCGCCGCAUGCGUUCUGUAUGAUCGCCAAGAAUUUAAACAAAGGCCUAAUGGGAAGCGACGUGUUUCUCUGCUACAAAAAGUCAAUGAACCGACCGCCCCUUAUCGCUUUUAAGCCAGAAGUAUUAUUUAGGUAUCCAAUGACGGAACGGCGGAACAUGGCGUUCAACGACUCCGUGCCGCUGUUCUGCCUGCCGAUGGGCGCGACGCUGGAGCUGUGGCCGAAGGUGGCCGCGUCGCCCAAGCCCGUGUUCUCCACCUUCGUGCUGACCGUGAACGACGGGACCGUGAAGGUGUACGGGUCGGCGGUGAGCUUCUACGAGCCGUUCCCGCACGCGCAGCUGGCGCCGGCGCACGCCGAGCUGCUGGGCUGGCGCCAGGGCGAGUCGCAGGCCGAGCACGCGCUGCACGCCAACAAGUGCGUCUGCCUGCUCUCCCGCUGGCCCUUCAGCGACGCCUUCGAGCGCUGGCUGCUGUACAUCCUGGAAAUGUCGUGGAGCGCGAAACCGUUGACAAUACCCAUCGAGAGGUAUAUUACGCAUCUCUUGGAGGAAGUCCCUUUUCCCGAGCCGAGGCUCCUGCUGCAGCUGUCGGCGUCCAACCCCAUGGAGCGCGUGAUACUGACCCGGCGAGACGACCAGCCGCUGGUCCGCAGCGCCGCCGGCUUCCGCCAGCUGCUGCUGAACCUGGGGCCCGACAACUGCCUGCUGUUGCUGGCGCUGGCCAUCACCGAGCAGAAGAUCCUCAUCCACUCCCUGCGGCCCGACACGCUGACGGCGGUCUCCGAGGCGGUGUCGAGCCUGCUGUUCCCGUUCAAGUGGCAGUGCCCGUACAUCCCGCUGUGCCCGCUAGGCCUGGCCGAGGUGCUGCACGCGCCGCUGCCGUACCUCAUCGGUGUGGACUCGCGCUUCUUCGACCUGUACGAGCCCCCGCCGGACGUCACGUGCGUGGACCUGGACACCAACGUCGUCACGAUUUGCGAAUCGCAACAGCACAUAUCGAUAAAGCUGUUGCCGAAGAGACAAUCGAAGGCGCUACGGCAGACUUUAGAAGUUUUGUACGCCAACAUCAGACCAAUGUCUCCAGUCCACCAAUCGAGUAGCAGCAGGUAUAACGGAGAACCUACGACCAGUUUAGACAGAGAUUUCCAGAGGAGAAAGAAAGAACAAGUCCUGGAGCUGAACAUCCAGGAAGCGUUCCUGCGCUUCAUGGCGGUGACGCUGCAGGGGUACCGCAACUUCCUGCUGCCCAUCACCAAGGCGCCCACCGUGGGCACCACCGACCCGCACGCGCUGUUCCAGAUGGAGGCCUUCCUGCGCUCCAGGGACAGGGCGCAGCAGCGCUUCUACGCGCUGGUGAUGCGCACGCAGAUGUUCACGCGCUUCAUCGAGGAGCGCUCGUUCGUGUGCGACGUGGAGCAGGGGCUGUCGUUCUUCGACGAGUGCAUCGAGCGCGUGGCCAACGCGCCCGACGAGCCGCUGCUGGGCGCCGACACCGGCAACGAGGCCGAGCGGACCGUCUUCGUGCUGCCGCCGGACCCGCCCGACCCCGGUACGCUUCGUUCUCGUCACGGUGGGCGUGAGACUGCGAACGGGUUUUUGUCGGGGUCAUGUUAAUAGUCGACCGUAUGUGUGUUUUGCGUUCUUUGUUUCAAGUAUUCAAUGUUGAGGCGUUUUGUAAUCUAUUUCUGAUAUUUGUAAUAUUCAUAUUACACACGUUGCUCAAUAAAAAACCCAGAGAAACAAAGGUAGUAAACGAACGGAACGUUUUAAACGCAUAUUAUUACGACAUGUUAAUACGACUAAGUAAAAAUAUGAUUAUACAUAUAAAAAUAUAUUAAUAUGAGUAAUUUAAAUUGGAGUAUUUGUAUAAGACUAAAACUACUUUGUAAUGACAAAGUUACU